This is a messenger RNA of Phaedon cochleariae (mustard beetle), 1155 nucleotides long. The record is from the annotation of a GenBank genome assembly. Lineage: Eukaryota; Metazoa; Arthropoda; Insecta; Coleoptera; Chrysomelidae.
AGGAAUUUGAAGUUUGUAUUAUGGGAAAAAGAACCAAAAGUAAAUUCCCUAUUACUGAGAAAUAAGAGAGCUAGAAAAUACCGCAACAUCUCAUCUACAAAAAAAAAACAAUCAAGUUGUGGUUGUCAAAAUGCUGCCCAAAUCUUUCAUCAUCGUCAAACGUACGUCAACAACAUUUUGGCACACAGAUUUUUCAUGAAAAAUUCCAGUGAAAAAAUGGCAUCCUACUUGCAAAACACAGAAGAAAUUACUGGCGCUAAUACUGUGAACAGACAACUCCUAGAGAACCAAACAUUCCUCCACCAUGAAAACGAAAAUCUUCAACACGAUGUUACCAGACUUUCCCGACAACUCGAAAACCUCAGAAAGGCCUCAGUGAGCCCUGAUCUGUUUGAAACCCUUAAAAAAGAGAAAGACCACCUUCUGGCGCUGAACGACACGUUGAGGAAGAAAAUAAAGCACAUGAAAAAUCCAUCGACCCAUUUGGACAAAAAAGAUUCACAGAAAGAAACCCAGGAAAAGCUAGAACUGAUCAGAACGGUACAAGAGCUAGACAGGCUCUUAGAAAAAAUAAAAAAAUCAGAAAAAUUCGAAGUCAAACCCUGCGAAAACGAAACUGCCAAAGUCGUGGAAGCUCUAACAAAAAAAAUCGAUGAGGAGCAAAGGAAAAACGAGGAGGCAACUGAAGCUUUAAGAAAAUUGCGCGAAGAUGACGAAAAAUACAUACUCAGAGAAAAACUGACAGACAUGAAGCAGCUGAUAACCGAUUUGGAAGUGGAAAACACGAAAUUACGCUUUGAAAGCGAACAACUAGCCGAAGAUGUGGAAAACUACAAGAAGCAACUCAGUGAAGCUACAGAUGAAGCCAAAUCGGCAACAAAAAAAUACUACGAACUUGAAGACGAGAAAGAUAGACUCAAGAGCAUCAUUUCAGAUCUAGAAAACGAGAAAAUCAAGCUGAAGAAGGAAAUGAUAGAAGAAAUGAAUGAGGCCAAUAGAGCUAAAAGAGUUUCUGUUGAUACAGAAAUAGCUCUGCAUCAUAUUUCUGAGGCUUAUGAGAAUAAAAGAAAAGAAAACCAAGCCCUUCACGCACAACUCGAUGAUGCCGAGAAAAUCAUAAGGGGAUUCAAAAAUCAGUUUGACCCUAUUUACUGA